Paramacrobiotus metropolitanus is the source of this 2391-nucleotide messenger RNA. RefSeq names its product ubiquitin domain-containing protein UBFD1-like. Gene Ontology annotation, molecular function: cadherin binding; RNA binding. The coding region runs from base 222 to 1064 and encodes 280 amino acids. The record is from RefSeq and is a predicted model, not a curated record. NCBI's taxonomy places the organism in Eukaryota, Metazoa, Tardigrada, Eutardigrada, Parachela, Macrobiotidae. The transcript is spliced from 6 exons.
UUUUGGUGUUUCAUUUUAUUGUUUUAACUGGAAUGUUGUAUUAACUAUUAACUUGUGUACUGUACUUGUAUUUCGUACAAUAAUGAAAGAACCCACGAACCCAAACAGCUGAAAUGAGCAACCUUCCAGUGAUCUUGUGAUUAUUUGGUGGAUGACAAUACUGUCAAUACACAAAUAAUAUCCGGGCUGGAGAUUGUUGGAAACUGUAGCUUUUCAUCGUAAUGGAUUCUAAUGGUGCGGCUCACCAGGAGGUGAGUGGGGACCAGAUCGCCGAAAACCGUAGUGGAGCGGAAAAAGCAGUAUUACAUGCCAUGGGAUUGCCAACGGGAAUAGAUCCCGAAAACCUCCAAGGGGAAGAUCCUGUAUCUACAGCCAGCACGGUCGAACUGAAAGUUACUCAUAAUAAACAGCUGAUGAGCGUAACCAUUGCUCUGGAUCAGACCGUCAAAAACCUAAAGGAGAUGUUGGCCGUCCUAACCGGAAUUCCUGCCGAUAAGCAGAAAUUAAUGUGGAGUAAAGGCCCUUGUCCAGACGAUAAGACGAUAGAAGAACUUGGUGCCAAGAAUGGAUCGAAAUUUAUGAUGGUCGGCUCGUCUGAGAAGGAAAUCAGUAAUGUCCAAUCGAAGCCAGAUCUGUCGACGCUCAACGCCUUGCAGCAGAGUAGCGACAAGCCCGAGAAACUUUGCGAGCAGACCAUGCACCGAAAAGUGAUCGAUAAAGGAAUGCCGUCCGAUGUGAUGCCGGGAAUUCUGAACGAACGCGAAGCGUUGCCACCAUUUCCCCUAUCAGGAAUGCUUAACAAACGAGGCAGUUCGGUACGGUUGACUUUCAAGUUGGAGAUGGAUCAAGUAUGGAUUGGCACCAAAGAGAGAACAGAAAAAGUGCAGAUUGGAUCUAUUCGAAAUGUGAUAAGUGAACCCAUCGUUGGACAUGAAGAGUAUCACUUGCUUGCUCUGCAAAUGGGUCCAACGGAAGCUUCCCGUUAUUGGUUGUACUGGGUUCCUGCACAAUAUGUGGAUGCGAUCAAGGAAAUAUUUUCUCAGUUUGAUUUAUCAGCUGAUUAAUACUAAGUCCUUAUCUGCGAUUACUUGGAUCGAAACCCAACUCACGACUUUCUGUUAAUAAUGUUCUGACAGUAUAGUUUGAGUUCAAAAUGAUUGGAAAAAGGUUAAUAGCAUUUAACGCCCAAGCGUUAAAUGAGAUUAACGCAGAGCGAGCGAGUGUGUCUAGGCAACACCGGAAGCUCCCUUCAGCGUGCUCCACGGACAUGUUGUCAUUCACAAACUCAUUAUUUCGCGACCAGAAAAAAAUGCAGAAAAAAAGCUUUUCGUGAACGCAGAAACUUUUGUGUACAUCCCACCCGUCGCUUAUCACCCGCACAGCAGAUGGUCUUCCAAAUGCCUUAGAAUCAAGAAAAGGUCGAAUUCUGUAUUCCUGCUCGACGGACGCUUGUACCUUGCCACGCCCAUCUCACAGCCUACUGAAAAUUCCGUUUCGCUUAACAUCACACCGUAGCCGAGAAACUGCGAACCAGGAUGGCGCAGAUGCCGUGGAUCCAGCACCACCGUCUCCCGCGACCAUAUCAGAACAUUAUACCAAGCGUUUGUACACAUUAUGAAAAAAUUUUUGGUAUUCUGUAAUAAAAUGUCUGGAGUUUCUAAUACCAUACAAUAUGUGGAUGCGAUCAAGGAAAUAUUUUCUCAGUUUGAUUUAUCAGCUGAUUAAUACUAAGUCCUUAUCUGCGAUUACUUGGAUCGAAACCCAACUCACGACUUUCUGUACAUAAUGUUCUGACAGUAUACCAAGUAUUAUACCAAGCGUAUUAUACCAAGCGUUUGUACACAUUAUGAAAAAAUUUUUGGUAUUCUGUAAUAAAAUGUCUGGAGUUUCUAAUACCUUACUUAGCAUAAAAACUGCUUAAUAUUAACUUGACAAAAUAUUGCCUUUACUGACAGUUGGGCACGUACCUAAUUAAUUAUUUCACCGUACUGUUUCCGUAUUAAUUUAUACGAGUACCAUAAGUUGAAACUGUACUAUUUACACAGUUUCUAAACAAAUCACCCGAAAACUAUUGUACCUGAUAACUAUCACAGUUCUCUUCGCACAGCUUGCUAAAAAUUAAUAUUAUCAAAGUUCGAUACCAUGAGGUUUAAGAUUGUCUAAUUAACCGAAUAUUUCUGAACAUUAAGUAUAAUUAUUAAAUUAUAUAUACAUAAGGUUUUCAACUUUGCAUACGUACUCAGUUCUUAUCAUAAUAAUAAUUAAUGUUUGUUUGCUUGCAUAACGCUAAUUUGUAACAAUAUUAUAAUGCAAUUAGUACUUGUAAGUUGUACGUGAUCUCUCAUGAUCAUUAUUCGUACUGCAAUAAUAUGUAGCCAGUGCAGGCAGAUC